GAUCGAUGUGUGAUCCUGCCUCAAACUCUUGCCAUGGCUGCAGCGGUGUGGACUGAUCGAGGACGGAGGGCUGUGACUGUUGUGGGGACAGUGACAAGAUCCAGAUCCAGUCACGCCGCUUUAAAAUCCCAGUAUGACGCGCUGGUCAUCGGAGGAGGACACAAUGGACUGGUGGCAGCUGCCUAUCUUCAGAAGGGAGGACUGAAAACAGCAGUGUUGGAGCGCAGACAUGUGCUGGGAGGAGCAGCUGUCUCGGAGGAGAUCUUCCCUGGUUUCCGCUUCUCCAGGUGCUCCUAUUUGCUCAGUUUGUUACGACCUCACAUAUACGCAGACCUGGAGCUCAAGAAACAUGGGCUGAAGGUGUAUAUGAGAGACCCCCAUGCUUUCACCCCAAUGUUGGAGGAGGGGGUGAAAGGUGCUCCACCCAGGUCUCUCACCCUGGGCUCAGAUCUGGCUAUGAACCAGAGGGAGAUCGGCAAGUUCUCACAGAAGGAUGCGAAGGCAUUUCCAGAUUUUGUUGCACACCUUGAGAAGCUAGCAGGAGCUAUCCACCCUCUCUUGGAUGCUCCUCCUGUUGACAUUCCAGGCGUCACUGCUGGAUCACUCAGGAAGAGGCUGGGUGCAGCCAAAACACUGAUGCCUAUUGUCAAAUGUGGUCUGAAACUGGGCAGAAACAUUCCAGACUUCUAUGAGAUUAUAACUGCGCCAAUAAUGAAGAUUCUCAAUCGGUGGUUUGAGUCGGAGCCACUGAGAGCAACACUGGCUACUGAUGCUGUGAUAGGAGCCAUGACCAGCCCAAGUAAUCCUGGUAGUGGGUAUGUGCUCUUGCACCAUGUGAUGGGAGAGUUGGAGAAGGAGAAAGGAGCGUGGGGGUAUGUGGAGGGAGGUAUGGGAGGCGUGUCUCAGGCUAUUGCUAGCGCUGCUCAGUCCUACGGUGUAGACAUUUUCACUGAGAAGGAUGUACUACAGGUCCUGGUUGGUUCAAAUGGUGCUGCCAAUGGAGUGGUGCUAAAGGAUGGCACAGAGAUCCACAGUAAAGUUGUUUUAUCAAAUGCUACCCCAUAUGUCACCUUCAAAAACCUCACGCCACAGGCUGCGCUCUCUCCAGAGUUCAUCAAAGCCGUAGACCAGAUAGACUACACAUCACCUGUCACCAAGAUCAAUGUGGCAGUGGACAAGCUACCAAACUUCCUAGCAUCUCCCACACCAGAUGAUAAACCUGGACCCCACCAUCAGUGCUCCAUUCAUCUCAACUGCGAAAAUGUAGAGGUACUGGAGACCGCAUACAAAGAGGCCAUGAAUGGACGUCCCUCAGUAAGACCCAUGCUGGAGAUGACCAUCCCCUCUGUGUUGGAUCCUACUCUGGCUCCCCCUGGCUGCCACGUUGUGUCACUAUUCACCCAAUUCACCCCCUACCACAUAGAAGGCAGGGCGUGGACUGACCAGGACAGAGAGGCCUUCGCAGACACUGCAUUUGAAUGGGUGGAGCAAUAUGCCCCUGGGUUUAAGAAGUCGGUUGUGGGAAGGGACAUCCUGGCUCCGCCUGACCUGGAGAGGAUCUUUGGGCUCACUGGAGGGAAUAUCUUUCACGGAUCAAUGUCGCUGGACCAGCUCUACCUAGCACGACCUUUGCCCUUCCUGUCAGACUACCGUUCGCCAGUUAAAGGGCUAUAUCUGUGCGGCAGUGGCUGUCAUCCAGGUGGUGGUGUGAUGGGUUCACCUGGCUGGAACGCAGCGUUCACUGUCAUGGCUGACCUGAAACGCCACUGAAACAUCAGACAGCAUCAGUGUGUGGUCAGCUCAACAAGGUUCAGCCUCUCUUUUGUUUGAUUCGUAUGAAUGUGACUAGUUUGAGCAAUACAUUUCUACACUCACUUCAUCUACCUAUUUGAUGAGUCGUCUCUCCACCAUAUUAUGUCGUGCAUUGUGUUUGUAAGUGUAAAAGGGGAUUAAUGUUUGAUUUAAUGAUACACCUGACAUGGGAUGAAAGAGAGAGGUUCAAUAAAACAGGAUUUCAAGCUCAGUGUAUUGGAUGCUGGAUAUCACUCCUGAUAUUAAACAUUAGUGCAAUAUUGCCACACAAUCCUGGUGUGAUGACACUCGUGAAAUCAUCUAUAAUUGAGCCAACAGAAAAUCAUGGAAACGGAACCAACACAACAUUAAUGUUGAAGUCAAAUGCAAUUUUAGAAUUACUGAUAUUUGACUUUAUGAAAUGAAUUAAAACUGAGGUGUAAUCAUGGAAAUGACAAUGGAACUUUUUACAACUUUGUAUGAAUAAAUUCAAAUGAA
Molecule: messenger RNA, 2289 nt
Organism: Seriola dumerili (greater amberjack)
Lineage: Eukaryota; Metazoa; Chordata; Actinopteri; Carangiformes; Carangidae
Gene: pyroxd2
Product: pyridine nucleotide-disulphide oxidoreductase domain 2
Exons: 16
Coding region: 34-1770 (578 amino acids)
Molecular function (GO): oxidoreductase activity
Source: RefSeq, a predicted model, not a curated record